Paracoccidioides lutzii Pb01 is the source of this 480-nucleotide messenger RNA. RefSeq lists its product as hypothetical. The record is from RefSeq and is a predicted model, not a curated record. Bases 1 to 480 code for a protein of 159 amino acids. The transcript has a single exon.
AUGGAUUGGCUGUCUAUUAUCCAACAGUGGAAAUCAUUAAAGGACUGCUUGGAAGCAAUUCAAGCCUCGCCUACUGCUUUCAAGAAACAAACCUCUCCCGCAAACUCCGAAGACUGCUUGGAGCAGUCCUUCCGCGUAUUCGCCGACCCGGACGCGAAUCCAAAGACCAUCUACCAACUAUUCAGAUUAGUCCUUUGUAUACGGGAGAGGACGAAAAUGGGACAGUGUUUCGAGAGAUUGAUAAAUGUGAGUGUCAACGACCUAUUGGAAGUUGCUUCCCUCCCAUUCUAUUGCAUUCAGGGUGCUGGAACACACUAUCCAUGUGUUGGUUAUGAAGGAAACCCUCGAUAUCCAGUGAAGAUGCGCCUUCCAGGACGAAUACUAGGGCUGUUACCAAUGCCCGAGACAGGAUCUGAUUCCCAGUCAACUCAAGAUGGUUCUCAGCAGUAUCUCGAAAUAUUUGGGUUCGGGGGCCAAUGA